AUGAGUAACUCGACGGUAUCGUCGACAAGAGGUGAUCACGGAACCGAAUCGGGCAGCCAGCCGCAAGUAGCGGUCUCCACCGAACAGAUAAAUAUUCCGCUGCACGGCGGAGAUCCAGAAAGCACCGAUUGUAGUCUAAGCACUUUAACGAGCAACGAGGACAUACGAGAUGUAAGUCAUCACGUAUUUGACGGGGUGGUCAGAAGCGUUUUGAGCAAUGCCCACCAUAGCUGUGAAGUCGAUCGUAUAGACUACAACUACCUCUGCUCAGCAGAUAGAAGCCCAAUCGACUCAUUGAGGUCUCUAGGACCGCCGCCGCUGUCCGGAGCUCCUCCUUCCUACUCCACGGCUAUACGAACACAGCAUUUAUUAGGUAGUUCAAAUGCAACACAUUGGAGUCCGCGACCUCUUCCCGUUGUGUGUCCGCGGUGCGCGGCGUUGGUUGUGACCGAUACCAGAUCACGCCAGGCGAUGAUAACGCACCUAUGCGCGCUAACUUUGUGCCUUUGCGGAUGUUGGCCCUGCUGUUUACUGCCAUAUUGUAUGGAUUCGUGCAAAAAUACUUAUCAUACAUGUCCUGCUUGUCAACAUUAUUUGGGAACUUAUACGCCAUGGUAG
Molecule: messenger RNA, 618 nt
Organism: Ctenocephalides felis (cat flea)
Lineage: Eukaryota; Metazoa; Arthropoda; Insecta; Siphonaptera; Pulicidae
Product: lipopolysaccharide-induced tumor necrosis factor-alpha factor homolog
Exons: 4
Coding region: 1-618 (205 amino acids)
Molecular function (GO): zinc ion binding
Source: RefSeq, a predicted model, not a curated record